This is a messenger RNA of Entrophospora candida, 708 nucleotides long. Lineage: Eukaryota; Fungi; Glomeromycota; Glomeromycetes; Entrophosporales; Entrophosporaceae. The record is from the annotation of a GenBank genome assembly.
AUGUCUUCACCAAAGUCGUUUAAUUUAUUAUUUUUAGUGUUCCUCUUCAUCUUUACGAUUGAUUUAGCAAAAUCUACACCAACUAAAGAUAUCUCACCAUUAAUACAAUCACGAUCACCAAUAAAGUUUCAUACAAAGGAAAGAUUUGUUAUUCCUUUUAAUUAUGCAGAUGUAAGACUCAAAAAUAAUUCAGCCAUUGUAAUUGAUUUAAAAGUGGGAGAUAAUGAAUUAAUAAUAAUAAAUAAUUCAACAUUAAAACUGGGAAUUACAUCACUUCAGGUGAUCAAAGCAAAAUCCAUUCCAACUGAUAUUAGUAAAGAAGAAAUUGAUAACUACUUUGAUAGUUAUGACAUAACUGUUAAAAUAAGUUCUUCGAUACAUUCACUUUCAACAAAUAUUGACGAUAUAGCAAUUAAUUGUAUAAUAAUAUCCAUAACUGCUAUAGAGGUCGACAGUUUACAAGUUAUACAAGUAGAAAGAGUUGAAAAAAUAUUGAUUGAAGACUACUCCUCCGCUUCCUUCGACGAAAAUAAAUUCGAACUUCGUGUGCGUCACUUGUUGCGUUGUUCUCCAAAAUUCAUAAUAAUUUUAUUUGCUGCAUUCUGGCUCACUUUUAUAUCUGCAAUAUUCUUUAUGAUCGUUGCAUCAGCUUAUCAAAAAUACUCAUUAUCUACAACUAAUCCUUAUCAGCCUAUACCAACCAAAUAA